AUGGAAGAUGACCCCAAUACAUCACCCGGGACUGAGACUGUCCAUGCCUCCAAGCCCACCAUCGUCGGCCUGUACGGAAUAUCUGGUACUGGGAAAACGUUCCUGCUGAACGAUCUACGUAAUCUCAAAGAAACUCUUGGUAUUUCGAACUUUUUUUUUUACGAGGGCAGCCAGGUCAUCGUCGAUGUAUGCCCAGGCGGGCUUGAGGAAUUCCAGCAAAUGGAAGACCAAGACAAGGCGUAUUGGCGCCAAUGUGCUAUCUCAAGAAUCCACGAUGACUGUACUAAGUCUCGAAGGGCUUCUGUCGUCGCUGGGCAUUUUAUGUUCUGGCGCGAGGGCGAAGAUUAUGGUCAAUUGGUCUGCACGCCAAGUGACUUGGAUGUCUACACACAUAUCCUCUAUCUGGAUAUCCCCCGCCGAGAGGAUUGCCCAAAACCGGGUCGCUGA
This is a messenger RNA of Penicillium alfredii, 447 nucleotides long. Its product is annotated as ATP-binding protein. The transcript has a single exon. Bases 1 to 447 code for a protein of 148 amino acids. The record is from RefSeq and is a predicted model, not a curated record. Lineage: Eukaryota; Fungi; Ascomycota; Eurotiomycetes; Eurotiales; Aspergillaceae.